GCCUCCGCAGCCUCCGGCCGACGGCGCAUGGAACGCGUCAGCGCGCGGUGCUUGCGUGCUUUCGAGAACGCACACGAAAACGCGCCCGCUCGCUCGUGCGAGCGCGCGUCCCUCUGCGUGUUUUGGAACGCACGCACAGCAUCUGCCUGUGCAGCAACCACCAGCGCGCGCGGCACAUGGUCCUCCCGUGGUGCCCUCCCGACGGGCAGGCAUCCCCGAUCGCGUACGUCGAGGUCAGCUCUCCGCACGGGGUGAUUCGAUCAGUAGCGCGAGCGUGGCACGAGCGCGACAGCCAGCGCACGCAGUAAGGAGCAGGGGAAGGGGUCCAGCGGUGGCGCGGGGAAGCGGGCCACCCGUGUCCUUGUGUCAUGAUCGGUUUCGAGGUCCGCGCGCGACACGCCGUCAUUAGCUGACUGAAAAACCACUCCAAGGUCGAGCACGAUGUCGGGGAACCAGAGGAACCGCGGCGGAACCAAGGAAGACCCGAUAUCGCGACGGCCAGCACGUGACGUGUCGCGGAGGUCCCCGGCGGGGAAGUCGUAGCAGAAUGUAUUAGGCGAUAUCGGUCCGAUCGACGGGGAUCGGGGAUUAUCGAUCGAUCGAGCGAGCGAGCGAGCGGGCAAAACGACGGCGGUGGUCGAACCGCGAGGAAUUGUGCCUGCCAAAGUGGUUCGAACCUGCGACACGCUUACUCUCGCUGCAUGCGGAGAGGAGAGAGCCGUACCAUUUCACCGUGGAUAGGAUCCGCGGGAGAUUUGCGGCAAGCCGAGCAUAGGUACGCGCGCGCACGAGCGUGUCACACGCGUGCACCGGAGUACACGCGUCUCUAGCGAUGCACAGCAUAGAGACCCUACCACCUACGGUAUGAUGCGGUUCUUUGCUCUCGAUAGCUAAAAGCGGGUAAUACACGGUAUUUGUGGCGAUAAAAGCGGACUACUACUCGAGACUGCGGAAAGGAGAGAGGGACUGCCAAGGAGAAGAGCGACGGAGACGGGAAACGAGAAUAGGAGGAAAGACGGGGGAGAGAAAUUGCUCGUGAGAGAAGCGGAGGGGAAAGAGGGAGAGAGAGGGGUAGAGGGAGAAAGGGGGAGGGGGGGAGAGAGAGAGAGAGAGAGAGAGAGAAGAGCUAGAGAGUAAUGAUCGUGACGACGGUCGUGCGGACAAAUGAACACCUCGGCACAGCGUUUGGGAUAUUCCAAAGAUGUAAGGAAUGAUCACGUGGAUGAUGGUCGGGCUGCUUCUGGCUGCGGAAACUUGCGGCAGAAACGUCCUCUCCGGAAACGGAAACGGAAACGGAAAGGAGGAGACGAAGCGGCGGGAGGGCCUGAAGGGUGUCACCGCGGACGAAGAAGAUAUCUAUCGUCUAACGUGCUACACUUGCGUCAACGUCAGCGAUAACCAGAUGUGCAACGAAUGGGCGAUAGACACACCGUGUCCGGUGGGCAGCCGUGAUUUUUGUCGAUCGCUGCACAUUCUGGACAGCCGCGGAAACAGUGUCCUGGUAAGCAAGAGUUGCGCCAGCAGCGAGGAAUGCGGGCCAGCGUCGGUCGGUUGCAUUCCCGUGGACACGCAGCAGAUUUGCAUAAGUUGCUGCGACCUGAGCUACUGCAAUAUCGAGUCGCCCAGCAACGCCACCAACGCGAUCUAUUCCCGCAAACGGCGCGCCAAGUCGAAAUCGAAGCGCAAACGGCCCGGGAGAAACGGGGUCGACGCGGCGACGCGACUCUACGGAUCCAGCCUGCUCUGGCUCCCCGCCUCGCUCUUCUAUGCAUAUCAUUGCUGAGGAAGCAGUAACACUGCUAAAACCACGCACGCGAAGCGGACAGCGCGGAAAUCGCACGCGCGCCGCGGUUAUCGCCGCGGCGAACAGACGGCGCGCGACUGACUUCACACCGAUCGAACGUUCCUCUCUGUGAUUUCUUCCGCGA
Monomorium pharaonis (pharaoh ant) is the source of this 1928-nucleotide messenger RNA. RefSeq lists its product as uncharacterized. The coding region runs from base 1211 to 1783 and encodes 190 amino acids. The record is from RefSeq and is a predicted model, not a curated record. Lineage: Eukaryota; Metazoa; Arthropoda; Insecta; Hymenoptera; Formicidae. Gene Ontology annotation, molecular function: acetylcholine receptor regulator activity. The transcript has 6 exons.